AUGGUGUCUGCUUGGUCUGGUGAUGUUGCUGCCGUCAAGUAUUUUCUUGAUCGCGGCAGUGAUGUAAUGAAAGCAGAUGACAGAGGACAAACAGUUCUCCACCAUGCUGUGGCUGCAGCAGAGUUCCUCCUUUCAAAAGGAGUGCCGGUCGACAUAGACUAUGGCCGUAGAACACCAGCCUAUCUGGCUGCUGAAAAUGAGCAGGAUAAGACAUUGAAGAUUUUGUUGGACCACCAUGCAAACGCUGGUGCAGAUGUUAAUUGCAAGGGUUGUGCUAUGACUCCUUUAUUGUUUGCUACGUGGCGAGGAGGUUAUACCAACUACAUUCAGUUCCUAUUGAAGGCUGGAGCAGAUCCUAAUAUUCCUGAUGAUUUGGGUAGGUUGCCAAUAGAGUUUGCUGCGGUGCGUGAUUGCAAGGAAGAAGUUGAAAUGUUGUUUCCUUUGACUUCCCCAAUUCCAAAUGUCCGAAACUGGAGUAUCGAGGGAGUAAUUUCUUAUGCAAAAAUUGAAGAAAAAAAAGCCAAUGGAGCAAAAGCACGUUGA
Triticum turgidum subsp. durum (durum wheat) is the source of this 543-nucleotide messenger RNA. The record is from the annotation of a GenBank genome assembly. Lineage: Eukaryota; Viridiplantae; Streptophyta; Magnoliopsida; Poales; Poaceae.